This is a messenger RNA of Corticium candelabrum, 1805 nucleotides long. RefSeq lists its product as uncharacterized. The record is from RefSeq and is a predicted model, not a curated record. Lineage: Eukaryota; Metazoa; Porifera; Homoscleromorpha; Homosclerophorida; Plakinidae. The coding region runs from base 102 to 1616 and encodes 504 amino acids. Gene Ontology annotation, molecular function: calcium ion binding; enzyme regulator activity. The transcript has 16 exons.
GUUGCGCGCGCAUCGACGCAUUGCGGACUGCAAAUUCGAGUAAAAAGGCGGCGACGUGCGAGUUGUGAACGUAUUCGUGGGCUUACGCGAGAAGAGACGCAAUGGCUGACCAAUUGACUGAAGAACAAAUCGCAGAAUUCAAGGAAGCUUUCUCGCUGUUUGACAAGGAUGGCGACGGCACAAUUACGACGAAAGAGCUGGGCACUGUGAUGCGCUCUCUCGGGCAAAACCCGACUGAAGCUGAACUGCAGGACAUGAUCAAUGAAGUGGACGCAGAUGGCAAUGGAACGAUUGAUUUUCCCGAGUUCCUCACUAUGAUGGCGAGAAAGAUGAAGGAGGCUGACUCUGAGGAAGAGAUCCGGGAAGCUUUCCGAGUGUUUGACAAGGACGGUAAUGGAUUUAUUAGCGCAGCUGAGCUGAGGCACGUGAUGACGAACCUAGGAGAGAAGCUGACAGAUGAGGAAGUCGAUGAAAUGAUAAGGGAGGCUGACAUAGACGGUGAUGGUCAAGUCAACUAUGAUGAAUUUGUGAAGAUGAUGACGGCGAACUGUAGGGAUCUUGAAAUUAUGACUACUUACAAUCUCUUACCCAAACGAGCCGGUCUGAGUAAAAAAGACAUCGAAGAGGCGUUCAAACUGUUCGACAAGGAUGGAAAUGGUUCGAUUUCUCGGAAAGAGCUCGGUGCGGUAAUGAAAAGUUUAGGUUUGAAGCCAACGGAAGAUGAAAUGAAGGCCAUGAUCGAGUCUGCCGACACCAACGCGAAUGAAAGCCUCGACCUUGACGAAUUUCUACAGUUGAUGUCGGAGGCCACCAGGCCAGACAAAGAGCUAAGAGAAGCGUUCAAGGAGUUUGACAAAGACGGAAACGGCGUCAUUACCCCGGACGAGCUUCGUAGUGUCAUGAAGAGUAUGGGCGAGAAGCUGACCGACAGCGAGCUAGACGAAAUGAUCAAGAAGGCAGACAAGAGUGGAGACGGAAAGGUCGACUACGAAGAGUUUGUCAAGUUGAUGACCGGGCAACAUGGUAAUUAUUACACACUCUACGUGAUGCGUUUGCUUCUAAUCCACACUUUACGUGAUGCGUCUGACCUUUCCCUUUUGCUCUCCUUUUUGAUAUCAAGGCUCAGAGAAGCGUCUGUCCGAACAAUGGACUCCUCUCUGGGUACGCUACAGGGACAUUUGACUGAAAAACAAAUUGCUGAUUGCAAAGAGGCUUUCAACUUGAUUGACGAGGACGGCAGUGGAUCGAUUUCGCUUAGAAACUUGAAGGGUCUUUUCUGCGCUUUGGGACAGAAAACAAGCGACCGAGAGCUGCAAAAGUUGAUGGAAAGUGUUGACACUGACGGAUCUGGACAGAUAGAGUUUUCUGAGUUCUUGACAAUGAUGGCUAUGAAGGGGAGCAGUUCGCAGGAGGACGAGGAACUGCAAAAGGCAUUUAAAGAAUUUGAUAAAAAUGGCGACGGUUUCAUAUCUCGUGAAGAGUUGAAGGAAGUGAUGCAUAGUGUAGGCGACAUGCUGACUGACGACGAGUUAGAUCAAAUGAUCAAGUCAGCUGAUAUGGACAGAGAUGGCCAAGUAGAUUAUAGAGAGUUUGCUCGAAUGAUGAAGCAGUCGUGAGUGUAAUUGUACUUUCUAUGGACUACAUGUCGUGUGUAUUUCAGCUGACACGUUUUCAGUAUUUUACAUCUUCUUGCUUUGACAAUUAUUGAAUUUGAUCAUUUGCAUUUAGGAAUUAUUGUUAAGCUAGUUGACUUAAUGAUACUGUAAAAUUCUUGCCACUGUGUGGUUAAACUUUUAGUUCACUGA